Acanthopagrus latus (yellowfin seabream) is the source of this 1928-nucleotide messenger RNA. Its product is annotated as beta-crystallin B3-like. Lineage: Eukaryota; Metazoa; Chordata; Actinopteri; Spariformes; Sparidae. Gene Ontology annotation, molecular function: structural constituent of eye lens. Gene Ontology annotation, biological process: lens development in camera-type eye; visual perception. The record is from RefSeq and is a predicted model, not a curated record. The transcript is spliced from 7 exons. The coding region runs from base 193 to 1287 and encodes 364 amino acids.
CUGGUGCAUGUAAUUAUGAGCAUAUAAGGUGAAGUUUAAGACACAACUUGGAAUAUUAAUAACAUCGUCUCGUUCACGCUUUAUAAGCAACCACGUUUGGCUGCAGCUGUUUGGAUGCUGGAAGAGGAGAAAGGUAAAGAAACAGGCAGUCAGUGCGUGUGCCCACUAUAGGAUCAUGGUCAGGAUGGCAGCAUGGGCAGAGCUGGGCAGCGUUUGCCAGUGUGCCAGGGACAGAGGGGCAAGCCUAUUGAGAAGCAGUGUGAUGGACACAAUGGGUGCGACAGACUUGCUGCAUCAACAGGCUUUUUGCUGCUGUGGCCAGAAAUAAACCAUAAAUACCCCCACUGGCCUCAACCGACCGCUCGCCAGGCCUCCACACCCACACACACCCUCAUACUGAGACAGACAGGGGAGAGAGAAAAGAAAGAGAAAAGACGGAGAGCGUGGCUUGUACGUGGUGCAGUGAAGCACAAGCCAUCCAGAGAGAAAAUGACAGAGCAGCAGGGAAACCCAGACCAACUGCCUGCAGAGAAGGGCCAAGGAGGGGCUGGAGCCACAUAUAAGUUGGCAGUUUUUGAGUACGAGAACUUCCGGGGAAAGAAGGUGGAGUUGUCUGGUGAAUGUAAAGAUGCGUUUGAGAAGACACAGAGAAUCGGCUCAGUCAUUGUGGAGUCUGGCCCAUGGGUGGGGUUUGAGCGUCCAGGCUAUGCAGGAGAGCAGUUUGUGUUGGAGAAAGGGGAGUAUCCUCGGUGGAGCACCUGGACCAACUGCCAGAGUUUCUACAGCCUCUGCUCAUUCAGGCCUCUGAAAGUGGACAGCGCCGAUCAUAAACUCCACCUGUUUGAGAACGCAGGCUAUGAAGGUAGAAAGAUGGAGAUUGUCGACGAUGAUGUCCCCAGUCUGUGGGCUUAUGGUUUCCAAGACCGUGUGGCCAGUGCUAAGGUUAUCAAUGGAACGUGGGUGGGAUAUAUGUAUCCAGGCUACAGAGGGCGCCAGUAUGUGUUUGAGCAGGGAGAAUUCAAGCACUGGAACGACUGGGGAGCCACUGCACCUCAGAUCCAGUCCGUCCGACGUGUGCGGGACAUGCAGUGGCACAAGAGAGGGUGCUAUAUUGUUCCAGCCCCUGCCCCUGCCCCAGCCCCUGCCCCAGCCCCUGCCCCAGCCCCUGCCCCCACACCUCCCAAUCCCACUCCCACUCCCAAUCCUAAUCCAAAUCCCAAUCCAAACCCUACUCCCAACCCUAAUCCUGCUCCUAACCCCAAAUCUCAAACUCAACCCCAGGCUUAAACCCAACACCUCCAGCACGUCCUACACCAACAGGGGCAAGCUGAAGGCAGCUUGCCAGUCCCUGAUCGCUCCACUAUGCCCCCUGUUAGCCUAGAAUAUCUGACUAAGCAAGUUCGGAAAACUGACAACAAUGAAACAUGUAAAUCUGUUGGAAAUAAAGGUUUUGGUCCUGAUUUUGGUUAUGUGUAAAUUAUUGCAUGUGCAUAAGGAAAUAUUAGGGAUAUGCGUUGUUGAGAGUAUUCUUAAGUUUGCAAGGUGGUUUAUGAGGCUAAUAAGGAGUAAUGGUGAUAGUUUAGACUGAGAUACAGCAUCAAAAAGAUUGCGGUAAUUAUGGUUAAAGGGGCACUCCUUUCUAGGCAUAAUGGUCAGUUUAGGAACAGUACAAAAAUUGUAGGACUGGGAAGGGCUCUGAAUUUGCUAUUUAGUGUCAUCUGAAAAGGGAGGUCCUAUGUUAGAUCUUGGCCGCAAAUGUUUUGAUAAAUUCAUCUUAAAGUGGAUUUGCAUUACAGUGUUGACUGACGGCAGUUCCAACAUGGCAUCAUCAGUUAUGGGACACUUUAGUUUGUUCAUAAUCCUUUUUCUGAAAGAUCUAUGCUGUACAUUUUUUUUGAGCUGGUUCAGUUUAAUCAAAGUUCCCCUAC